Auxenochlorella protothecoides is the source of this 1005-nucleotide messenger RNA. RefSeq names its product ABC transporter I family member 11, chloroplastic. The transcript is spliced from 4 exons. Gene Ontology annotation, molecular function: ATP hydrolysis activity; ATP binding; ATPase-coupled transmembrane transporter activity. Gene Ontology annotation, cellular component: membrane; chloroplast envelope. Gene Ontology annotation, biological process: transmembrane transport. The record is from RefSeq and is a predicted model, not a curated record. The coding region runs from base 1 to 1005 and encodes 334 amino acids. NCBI's taxonomy places the organism in Eukaryota, Viridiplantae, Chlorophyta, Trebouxiophyceae, Chlorellales, Chlorellaceae.
AUGGGUCGCAAGAUUAUCAAGAAGCAGCUGAAGGAGGUGCUAGUUCAGCGGAAGGUCGUGCAAGCGCCCAAAUCCAAGCCCGUCACCAAGCGCAAGGCCAAGAAGCAGGCCGUCGACCUCCCCAAGGACCCCCAGGCAGCGGCUGAUGCGCUGGAGGCUGGCCUCAAAUAUUACAAGCGGACAUCCGGCCCCUCCAGCAAGACCGCCGACCUCAUUUCUCAGUUGGCCGAGGCGCUGCAACAAGCCACGGGCGCCCCCCCUGCCGGCCACGGGGCGUCGGUCAGCGUGCGAGGCGUGGCAUUCCACCCCCCAGGCGCGGCCCGGCCGCUGCUGACGGGCGUCAGCCUGGACCUGCCCGCCGACAGCCUGAGCGUGCUUUCCGGGCCCAGCGGGGCGGGGAAGACCACGCUGCUCCACGUGCUGGCGGGCCUGUCGGAGGCCACGGCCGGCACCAUCCUGCUGGGCGGGGCCGCCGCCCCUCGGCCGGCCAGCCCCGCGCCCGCCGCCGCCCCUGCCCGCCUGCGUGCCAGCGGCGUGGUCUUCCAGUUCCCGGAGCGCCACUUCCUGGGCAGCACACUGGUGGAGGAGCUGACCCUGGGCUGGCCGGAGACGGGGCCGGGACGCACCCGGCUGGCCCAGCGCGCACAGCAGGUGCUCGCCGCCGUGGGCCUAUCGAGCACCCCACUCCAGGCCAGGCUGUCCAGCCUCAGCGACGGGUACAAGAGGAGGGUGGCGCUGGCUGUACAGCUGAUACAGCAGCCCCGGCUCCUGCUCCUCGAUGAGCCACUGGCGGGUCUGGACUGGAUGGCCCGUCGAGAUCUGCUGACCCUCCUUCAGAAACUAAAGGGGCAGUGCACCAUGCUGGUGGUGAGCCACGAGAUCGCGGAGCUGACUCCAUUGGCUGACGCGGUGUGGAGGCUGGCAGACGGUGGACGAGGCGCGUACCGGCUGGAUCAGUCGGCCAUUACGGCGCUGAAACUCACCUCAGGAGCCGAUCAACCCUGA